Uloborus diversus is the source of this 1428-nucleotide messenger RNA. Its product is annotated as zinc finger protein 26-like. NCBI's taxonomy places the organism in Eukaryota, Metazoa, Arthropoda, Arachnida, Araneae, Uloboridae. The coding region runs from base 1 to 1428 and encodes 475 amino acids. The transcript is spliced from 8 exons. The record is from RefSeq and is a predicted model, not a curated record. Gene Ontology annotation, molecular function: nucleic acid binding.
AUGAUCCCUGCUGUACUUGAAUCUUAUGUGAAUGCAAGAUCAAAUGUGUUUCCUGCCCUGACUGUUCAUCGUUGUCCUGAUUGUGACUAUUCCACCCCACGCAAAGGAGAUUUAUGGAGACAUAUGCGGACCCACACUGGAGAACGCCCUUACAGUUGCAGGUCCAAUGUGUUUCCUUCCUCAACUGUUCAUUUUUGUCCUGAAUGUAGCUAUUCCACUCCACGGAGAGGAGAUUUGUGCAGACACUUGCUGACCCACUCAGGCGAACGUCCAUUCGUUUGCAACGUGUGUUCAAAGGAUUUUGCCCGAAAAAGCCAUUUGAAGCAGCACAUGUUCAGUCACAGUGGAGAAAAACCUUUUAGGUGCCAGCUUUGCGAAAUUUAUGGAGUCACAAUCUGGUCCACUCUGAAGAAUGGCCAUUUGUUCGCAGUGUGGUGUGCUUUAGUUUUGAUGGAAAAGCCAUCUGAGAAACACUUUAAUGCCAAUUACAACAUUGUGUUUCCGUCCAGAGAGCAAUGGAAGGAUGUACAGGAUAUCAUUGGCAAUGCACAAGAAAUCUGGUUUACAGAUGGUUCCAAGACUGCGUCUGGAACUGGUUCUGGUGCAUAUUGCAGCAGCAAUAACAUUAAUCUGUGCUUCUCUUUAGGGAAGCUAGCUACUGUCUACCAGGCAGAAACUUUAGCCAUAUUGGCUUGUGUAAACAACUGCCUAGAUCGAAGCCUAAGCGGGAAGGUUAUCAGAAUAUUCUCUGAUAACCAAGCUGUGUUGAAAGCUCUCAAUCGUGGACAUGUGUUUCCUACCGUGACUGUCCAUAUAUGUCACCAAUGUAACUAUUCUACUCCGCACAGAGGAAAUUUAUUGAGCCACCUGCGGACCCACACUGGAGAACGUCCGUUCGGUUGCGGUAUCUGUUCGAAGCGAUUUAGUCGAAAAGAACAUCUGAAGAACCACAUGAAAAGCCACAGUGGAGAACGACCAUUUAUGUGCCCUCAUUGCAACAAAGGCUUUAAGGACAAGAGAAAUCUUCAAAAUCAUAUAAUGCGAGCAUGUAAACUCAUGAAAAGCCACACUGGAGAACCACCUUUCAAAUGCCAUAACUGCAGCAAAGGCUCUACUGUAAAGAUAACUCUUAUAAAUCAUACAAGAGUAAAUGUGUUUCCCCUGACAGUUCAUGUAUGUCCUCAUUGUGACUAUUCAACAAAAUACAAUGGAGCUUUUUGGCGACAUAUGCGAACCCACACUGGAGAGCGUCCAUUCUGUUGCAAAUUGUGUUCAAAGAGUUUCAAUCAGAAAAGUAAUCUGGAGAGACACAUGAAAAGCCACAGCGGAGAACGACCUUUCAAGUGCCAUCAUUGCAGCAAAGGGUUUGCUGAAAAUAGAAGCCUUCAAAAUCACGUUAUAACUCGAGCUUGUGUGAAGCAUAUGUGA